GUAACAUGUCUUCUGCCUUUCAAAUGGAUAGUGUCGAGACUGCAUUGAAGGAUGCUCUGAAGGGACCCACAUACGACGAAGUUCGAAGGAUUCUAUAUGGCAGAGAACACAAAGAACUUGAAAUUCCGAAAGAGGCUCAGGAUAUAGCCAACAAGAACAAUUUCGAUUUGAAAGCCUACGAGGUACUCGCUAAAGAGGAAGAGCAGCGAGCCCCAAGAAAGGUAAGAAUAGCAGCAAUUCAAUUCUCCAUUGUGCUCCCUACGACGGCACCGGUCGAGGAACAAAGAAGAGCAAUCCACAGCAAGGCAUCCAAAAUGAUAGACGCUGCUGUUCUCGCAGGAGCCAAUAUGAUCUGUUUCCAUGAACUCUGGACAAUGCCCUUCGCAUUUUGCACUCGUGAACGACUUCCAUGGACACAAUUUGCAGAGUCAGCUGAGCAUGGUCCUACAACGAAAUUUCUUUCACAGAUAGCUGCUAAAUACGGGAUUGUGAUCAUCUCAUCAAUUUUGGAAAGAGAUGAAGACAAGGACGACGUACUGUGGAAUGCAGCUGUCGUCAUUUCACAUACUGGCAAGGUGAUCGGCAAAAGCCGAAAGAAUCACAUUCCGAGGAUCGGAGACUUUUCAGAGUCUACCUACUACAUGGAAUCUACACUAGGACAUCCUGUAUUCGAGACAGCUUUUGGUAUGAGGUUUUUUGCAUAG
Molecule: messenger RNA, 704 nt
Organism: Haemonchus placei
Lineage: Eukaryota; Metazoa; Nematoda; Chromadorea; Rhabditida; Trichostrongylidae
Source: the annotation of a GenBank genome assembly